Molecule: messenger RNA, 1191 nt
Organism: Anoplophora glabripennis (Asian longhorned beetle)
Lineage: Eukaryota; Metazoa; Arthropoda; Insecta; Coleoptera; Cerambycidae
Product: queuosine salvage protein
Exons: 2
Coding region: 124-1116 (330 amino acids)
Source: RefSeq, a predicted model, not a curated record
UCUAUGGCUUAUCUUAUAGCACAUAUUAGAUAUGUGGUGUGGCGAUGUAUAAAAUCACAAAACAGAAAAGUAUUAUAUGUUUUGUGGUGGUGAUGUUGAUAAUUGUUUAAAAUAAAUUCAACAAUGGUAUUAACCCCAAAAGAAUCUGGGAAACUUAUUCGAUCUUUAUCAAAGCAAGUAACUAUAAAUGAAGAAGGAAUAGAAAAGCUUGGAAAUGUAUUAAUAGAAGAAAUUAAAUCUGGAAAACUGUCUCCAGAUAAUUUUAGCCAAACACCUGUACAUCCCAAACCUGAAGAUCCAUGGGCAAUAGACUGGAUAUUUGUAGUGGACACGUUAAAUUUCUGUUUCUGGAGUAAUGAAAAUGAGGAGGGCUGGAAAGUUGAGGGAUAUACAGGUUACUUUGCUUUAUGUGCUGCAAUUAAACGUGCACAAAGAGAAAAGAUUGAUAUUUUGAAUCCCAAAUUUUAUUCAGCAAUAACUGAAGAGGAGCUAAGUAAAGUCCUUCGGAGCGAUAAUAAAGUUGUAUGUCCUCUUAUGAAUGAAAGACUGAAGUGUUUACAUGAAGUUGGAAAUGUGUUAUUAGAAAAGUUUGAUGGUUCAUUCGAAAAUGUUGUAAAGAAAGCAGAAAAUAGUGCAACAAAAUUAUUGAGUACCGUUGUAGAUAACUUUAAAUGUUUUAAAGAUGAGGCUAUUUACAAAGGACAUAGAGUAGCCUUAUACAAACGAGCGCAAAUAUUAGUGGGAGAUAUUUGGGCCUGUUUUAGAAAUAAGGGUUUAGGUUACUUUAAAGAUAUAGAUCAAAUUACAGCAUUUGCCGAUUAUAGAGUGCCUCAAACAUUACUAUGGUAUGGAGCUUUUAAGUACAGUGAUGAAUUAUUAAAUAAACUUACUUCAAAUAAAAUAUUCCAAAACGGUGAAGAAGAAGAAGUUGAAAUAAGGGGAUGUACUAUACAUGCAGCUGAACUGAUAAAAGAAUAUGUUCUCACAAAAGUUGAUGAAAAUCGAAUUAACUCAGUUUUAGUGGACCAUUUUUUAUGGGAUUUCAGGAGAAAACAUGCAGAUAAGAUUCUUGAGAAAGGAUUACCAUUCCAUAAAACGUUUAGUAUAUAUUAUUAACAUUUCACAUAUUAAUAGAAAUAGAAAAUAAAUUGUUGUUUAUAUAAAUUUAGCAAUAAAUAUUUUACAGUUAAA